UAUAUAUCAUGUGUAUCGGUUUGGGAUCGAACCCGAACUAACGCUGGGCGUGAGGACGAAAUCUUAAAGCUUUGUGAAAAGAAAGUUAUUUACAGGAAUCGCAAAAGAAUCAUUUACGGGCUAAUCAACGAACUGGAAAUAUAAAGUGAAAAGGACAUUUAUUUCGUAUUAAAAUGUUCGAUUAGCUAAAGUACCGGAUCGAACCCACGAUUAGCGUUAGAUAUUACCGCAGCUUGUCCUUUUUUUACUCCUGUAUUUACAGAUGGAUUUAUUUGCAGAUCUUCCUGCUCCUACUAACAACUCGAACUCGGGUAAAGAUGAAGACAGUGUGCAGGACAGAGGAGAGAAGAGACACAGGGACACGGACUCGGACGACGAACAGAAUAAGACGGAAAAGAAAGUUUGUAAAGGUUUUCAGCAUUUACACACUCGCACACCAAUAGACAGGGUGUGUCUGAGUGUGUGUGGAUGCGUUCAUAUUGUGUGUGUUUGUGUUGCAGGACUGGCAAAGCUCAAGGGUUUUGUUGCAGCGCGACGUGGUGAGCGAGAGGACAUGCAGGACGCUCAUGUCAUUUUACCAAACCUCCAUACAUAUACAAACACACUGUCUACACAUGUGUCCAGGCUGGCAUAUUUUGCUGUGUUUGAUGGUCAUGGUGGUGCGCGAGCAUCUCAGUUUGCUGCUGAACAUCUGCAUCACACACUGCUUAACAAAUUCCCUAAAGGAGAAUUCGAAAAUUUGGAUAAAUUGGUGAGGAAAUGUCUGCUCGACACGUUUCGCCACACGGAUGAGGAAUUCCUGAAAAAAGCCUCUAGUCAGAAGCCGGUAUGGAAGGACGGCUCCACAGCUACGUGUAUGUUGGUCGUGGAUGAUGAUCUGUAUGUGGCCAAUCUGGGAGACAGCAGAGCAGUGCUAUGUCGUAUGGAGCUCACUGAUGAUGGAGAGGAGAGGUGUGUGUGUGUGGCUCUCAGUAAAGAACACAAUCCAACCAUUUACGAAGAGCGCAUGAGGAUACAGAGAGCAGGAGGAACCGUCAGAGACGGACGUGUGUUAGGUGUGUUAGAAGUUUCCCGCUCCAUCGGUGAUGGUCAGUAUAAACGCUGUGGAGUGAUUUCAACACCUGACCUGAGACGCUACACACUCUGCUCUAAAGACAAGUUUGUGAUUCUGGCCUGUGAUGGACUUUUCAAAGUUUUCUCAGCAGAUGAGGCUGUUCAGUUCAUCAACAAAAUUCUACAGGACGAGUCUGAGGAGAUGAAGGAGGAGCAGACUGUGGAAGACGGGCGUUAUGAAGCUGCGUGUCAGAAACUGGCUACCGAGGCUGUGAGGCGAGGCUGUGCGGACAACGUCACUGUCAUCCUGAUCUCCAUUGACUUCUGACACAUUUCUCUUUCUCUCUCAUUCUCUCUUUCUCACACACACACACACACCCCAGCUGAGUGUUUAGGCUUCUCAUUGCAUUUUAUUCAUGUGGACAUUUCUAAAAGUCUUUCACUCAGUCUGGGGAUAUUCCGUCAAAUAAAAAUCUUGCCAAUGUCA
This is a messenger RNA of Tachysurus fulvidraco (yellow catfish), 1540 nucleotides long. RefSeq names its product integrin-linked kinase-associated serine/threonine phosphatase (gene ilkap). The record is from RefSeq and is a predicted model, not a curated record. Gene Ontology annotation, biological process: protein dephosphorylation. NCBI's taxonomy places the organism in Eukaryota, Metazoa, Chordata, Actinopteri, Siluriformes, Bagridae. Bases 263 to 1381 code for a protein of 372 amino acids. The transcript has 9 exons. Gene Ontology annotation, molecular function: cation binding; protein serine/threonine phosphatase activity.